Messenger RNA from Hordeum vulgare subsp. vulgare (domesticated barley), 714 nucleotides. RefSeq lists its product as uncharacterized. The coding region runs from base 114 to 578 and encodes 154 amino acids. The transcript has a single exon. Lineage: Eukaryota; Viridiplantae; Streptophyta; Magnoliopsida; Poales; Poaceae. The record is from RefSeq and is a predicted model, not a curated record.
CCACUCACACAGACACACGGCGCAUCGAGCACUUGCAAAUUGUGAUAUUUCCGGUGCGCGUGCUUCCGUCCUAGCUCACCACCAAUCUGCUCCAGCUCAGCUCGUCGCCGGCCAUGGGGAACUGCCUGGUGAUCCAGGACACAAGGGAGAUCAAGGUGAUGAGCGUCGUCGACGGCGAAAUCCUCAAGGCGCUCCCGACGCCACCCCUCUGCAAGGGCGCCCUCGCACCCGCCUCCGACUCCUCCGACGCUGCCGACGCGCUCCGGCGGCAGAAGCAAAGCCUCGACAUCCGGGCGGACGAGCUGCACCGCUUGUUCGCGUCCGAUGCUAAGGCACCUGCUGCCGCGGCUGACCAGGGCGCCGUCGUGAGGGUGAAGCUGGUGAUCAGCAAGCAGGAGCUGAGGAGGAUGCUGGGCAAGGACGACGAGGCCGGCUCCAUGGACGACAUGGUUGUUGCCCUCAUGCGAAGAGGAUUGGAGGACCAGAAGCAGGAGGACGUCAGUUGCUACAGAGGGUGGCGCCCUGCCUUGCAUAGCAUACCUGAAGGCAGCGGUGAUUUGUAUUCUAUAUUAGCAUAAGAAAUUAAAUGGCUAUUUUGGGAGCUUGCUGGAAAAAUAUGCAUAUAUGGAUACCAAGCAUAAAAAAAAUGCAUGUGUAUAUGUAUACAUUUAUAUUCACAUCGGAAAUAGAGAUCAUACUUCCUUCGUUCUUAAA